Messenger RNA from Megalops cyprinoides (Indo-Pacific tarpon), 1456 nucleotides. RefSeq names its product secretagogin, EF-hand calcium binding protein (gene scgn). Lineage: Eukaryota; Metazoa; Chordata; Actinopteri; Elopiformes; Megalopidae. The record is from RefSeq and is a predicted model, not a curated record. Gene Ontology annotation, molecular function: calcium ion binding. Gene Ontology annotation, cellular component: nucleus; synapse; cytosol. The transcript has 11 exons. Gene Ontology annotation, biological process: regulation of presynaptic cytosolic calcium ion concentration; regulation of long-term synaptic potentiation. The coding region runs from base 105 to 923 and encodes 272 amino acids.
GUGCGAAUUGGCUGCGGAAGCGCACCAUAAUUUCUGCCGCUUGUCAAAACGGAACCUCACUAACUUACAUUUCCAAAUACGUGGUUAGUUUGUUUGCAAUCACCAUGGACAGCGCUUUUGACAACCUGGACGCCGCUGGUUUUCUGCAAAUCUGGCAACAUUUUGAUGCAGACGAUAAUGGAUAUAUUGAGGGGAAGGAGCUGGAUGCCUUUUUCUGUCAUAUGUUGAAGAAACUGGGUCCAGACGAAGAGGUAACCCCAGAGAAGGUGCAGCAGCUGAAAAAGCGGUUUAUGUCAGCCUAUGAUGCCACAGCAGACGGUCGGCUGCAGAUCCAGGAGCUCGCCCACAUGAUGCUGCCGGAUGACGAGAACUUCCUGCUGUUGUUCCGCAGGGAGUCGCCCCUGGACAACAGCGUGGAGUUCAUGAAGAUCUGGAGGAAAUACGAUGCUGACAGCAGUGGAUAUAUAUCUGCGGUAGAGCUCAAGAACUUCCUGAAAGACCUGUUCGCCCAGCACAAGAAGGUCAUCUCCUCCAGUAAACUGGAUGAAUACACAGACACCAUGAUGAACAUUUUUGACAAAAAUAAGGAUGGCCGGUUGGAUCUCAAUGAUUUAGCCAGAAUUCUGGCACUCCAAGAGAACUUCCUGUUGCAGUUCAGAUUGGAUGCGUGCAGCCAAGAGGAGAGGAAGCGAGACUUUGAAAAAAUAUUCUCACACUAUGACGUUAGCAAGACUGGAGCUCUAGAAGGACCUGAAGUGGAUGGCUUUGUGAAAGACAUGAUGGAACUUGUCAAGCCAAGCAUUAGCGGACCUGAUUUGGACAGGUUCCGCGAGGUUCUGCUGCGCCACUGCGACGUGAACAAGGACGGAAAGAUCCAGAAGAAUGAGCUGGCUCUGUGCCUGGGGGUGAAGGCCAGCCAGUGACUGCUGAGAAAGAGCCCUCCACUAACGCCAAAGUCGUUAUUCUAUGGAGCUGCCCGUAGCUAGGCUGUGUGCUUUGCACCUGUUGAUAUCCCAGCGCGUAGCUUUUAAAUCCCUAAAGAACAAUGUAUUUGGGAAGGAGGAGAGUGGGUAAGGUGUGUGUGUGAGGGGCAUGGGGUGGGGGGAGCUAGACACUCCUUUGAAAUGCUAAAGGCUAAAGUGCUAAUGGAAUUGUGAAGUGUGUUUCUUGCUUACGCUGUAGUUAUGCCUUUGUGUCCGUUAAUCAAAGACACAUCACUCGAUGACAAGAGGCUUGCAUGGGUGGGGCUGUGAGGGGGUGCUGCUGUUGCUGAGUUGGGAAAAAAGCAUACAAAAAAACAAACAGUAGCUGGGGGAAUGGCUGUUAAGAUGUCACUCAGAGACAAUGCCUUGUAAUUAAAAAAAAAACAAAAUACCAGAAACUGUGGCUUAGAAACUACGUUGUGAUUUUAUUCAUUUUGUUGUUUUUUUUUUUUUUUUGGGGGGGGGGGGGUGCU